AUGAAUGUUGUUUUUGUGCUUUGUGCUCUUGUAGCGCUGUCAGUCGGAAUUUUGUUUGAUAAGCCUGGAGAAUGUCCGGAUGUGACGUCACAGGGUCGUGUCGUUCCACUAGUUCCCGGAUGCAAAUCAGAUUUUAAUUGUCUUGAAACGGAUAAAUGCUGCAUGGGAAUGUGCCUGGUUCCCGAAUGUGAUAUGGUGGACGACCAAGUGAUUCAGUGCGAGUUGGAACCAUGCGAAAAUGCAACAUGCUUUAUCAAGAAUGCUGUUUGCUAUUCAGAUCCGUGUAACUUCACCUGUGAGCCAGUCUGGUUGACCCCAACGGAAGACGUCACUGUCGAGUGUUUCCUUGGUGACGAUGAUGAUGACGUCAGCGAAUCAUCUGAGAGUGAUGAUGAUAACGUCAGCGAAUCACAUGAGAGCGAUGAUGAUGACGUCAGCGAUUCAUCUGAGGACGGUGAUGAAGACUCCGACUCCGACAGUGAGGAAUAUGAGGUAUAUUACGCCCAGAUUGAUGUUGAUGACAGCUCAGAUGAAGAAGAGACUGUUGAUAAUGAUGAAAAAGAAGUGAACGACACACAAGUUGACGUCAACACACGCAAUGAUAGUGACGACACCGAUAGUGAAGAAAAUUAUAAGAAAGCAGAAACAGGCGAAGAAAACUUUGACGAUAGUGGCGAUGAUGACGAGGAAAAUGACAUGAGGCCAUACAGUAAAUGGGAACGUAAGAAAUGGCACAAGCAGCAAAAGAAGGAGCGAAAGGACAAGAAGAACGCUGGAAAGGAGGAGAAACAGAAAGUCAAGCAGGAACUAAAAUAUCAGAAAAAUACGAUGAAGGUUCAACGGAAGGCAGAAAAGUUUGCAGAAAAACUGGACAAGUGGCUGGCAACAGGAAGAGAGGAUAAAUUGAUUAAAUGGAGAACCAAGUUGGAGAAAAAGGCUGAAAAGAAGUAUGAAAAGGCGAAAGGCAAGCAGAACAAAGAUAGAGGUAAUCCAAAACACAAAGUCAACGAAUUAUGGGAAAAGAGGGAAGAAAGGAUUGCUAGACUUCUAUCAAUGUCACAAGAGGAACGGAAUGCGUAUUGGGGAGAUCAUUUUGGGCACGAGAACGGAUUCUGGUCGAGAAUGGAUCAACCGGAAGUUCCCGAAAAUCUAGAGAGCCAAGAAACGGACGACCGAAAUUACAGUAAAGACAGAAAUGGUUAUUGGAAGAACAAAUUCGAUAGAAAGAAAGACAAGAAAGAAAAGAAAAGGAACAAAGUUCAAAGGCGCUGGAAAGGCAGAAAAUGGCAAUAGCUGUGAUUUGCAUAGAAACAAUGGAUAUAUUUAUGUUUUAUUUGUAGCAUGAAUUGGAGACAAAAAACUAUCAAUGGCGAACUUAACAAGCACAUAGAAAACGAAAACAAACGGCUGAAUGGUAAAUUGAAAUUCUUAAACAAAAGAAUACAAAUGUAAGUGUGACAAUAAAAGAUUCGCCUACGUUCACGUGGUUCUCUGUCAUUAUGUAGACUUGAAUUCAGGUGUUCUGUUCUUGAUAUGCAUGUAUUACCAACG
Mya arenaria is the source of this 1551-nucleotide messenger RNA. RefSeq lists its product as uncharacterized. The record is from RefSeq and is a predicted model, not a curated record. Lineage: Eukaryota; Metazoa; Mollusca; Bivalvia; Myida; Myidae. The transcript has 5 exons. Gene Ontology annotation, molecular function: peptidase inhibitor activity. Gene Ontology annotation, cellular component: extracellular region. The coding region runs from base 1 to 1293 and encodes 430 amino acids.